Molecule: messenger RNA, 873 nt
Organism: Sporothrix schenckii 1099-18
Lineage: Eukaryota; Fungi; Ascomycota; Sordariomycetes; Ophiostomatales; Ophiostomataceae
Product: RNA-binding protein PNO1
Exons: 4
Coding region: 1-873 (290 amino acids)
Cellular component (GO): nucleolus
Molecular function (GO): RNA binding
Source: RefSeq, a predicted model, not a curated record
AUGCCUGCGCCGACCGCCGCCAAGAAGGUGGAUGUGCCGGUGGCCCCGGAGGCCCAGCCAAUCUCCCAGGACGAAGUCGAGACGCUUCUCGACGCGGCGGCCGCAGCCAAUACCCUGACGCUGACCGAAAUCCCCGCCGAGACAUCGACGCCGAUCCUGCUCGGCGCCAGCGACCCCGGCAGCGACGACUUUGCGGCCGGCAUGGACAUUGACGAGGAGUCGCGGCCCAAGUUCGCGGCGGCCAAGGACGCCGAGACGGCCGUGCGCCGCGAAGUGCGCAAGAUUCCGAUUCCGCCGCACCGCAUGUCGCCCUUGAAGGCGUCGUGGAGCAAGAUACGGCAGGGGCGAGGGGCAAGGGCGCCAGCUAACAACAGUCGAUCCGACGUCCGACACAGCUACACACCUCUUGUGGAAAACCUGAAGCUGCAGGUGCGGAUGAACAUCAAGACCAAGGCGGUGGAGCUGCGGACGUCCAAGAGCACGACGGAGACGGGCGCGAUCCAAAAGGGCGAGGACUUUGUGCGGGCGUACGCCAUGGGCUUUGAGGUCGAGGACGCCGUGGCUAUCCUGCGGCUCGACGGCAUCUACAUCCAGUCGUUUGAGAUCAAGGACGUCAAGACGCUCGAGGGCGACCACCUGGCGCGCGCGGUGGGCCGGAUCGUGGGCAAGGACGGCCGGACCAAGUACGCCAUUGAGAACACGACCAAGACGCGGAUUGUGGUGGCGGGCGGUUCCAAGAUCCACAUCCUGGGCGGCUUCAAGGAGAUUGGCAUGGCGCGGGAAAGCGUGGUCAGCCUGAUUCUCGGCAAACCACCAGGCAAGGUGUACGGCAACCUGCGGUCGAUCAGCGCACGUCUCAAGGAGCGGUUCUAG